Messenger RNA from Paraphaeosphaeria sporulosa, 1921 nucleotides. RefSeq lists its product as uncharacterized. The record is from RefSeq and is a predicted model, not a curated record. NCBI's taxonomy places the organism in Eukaryota, Fungi, Ascomycota, Dothideomycetes, Pleosporales, Didymosphaeriaceae. Gene Ontology annotation, biological process: regulation of transcription by RNA polymerase II. The transcript has a single exon. Gene Ontology annotation, cellular component: nucleus; SWI/SNF complex. The coding region runs from base 145 to 1638 and encodes 497 amino acids.
GCGCAGCCAUGCAACCGCAGUACGGGCGGAACUACCCGCUCGCUGCUGCCCAAGCGGCACACCACGCUCCGCCCGCACGGCGAGGGCCCGGUACGUACCUUCCUGCGCCAGCACACGCACGCCCGCGCCCGCUCUGCGCCCACCAUGAUCAGAAAGGCUGACCUGGAGCACAUGUUCCGCAAACCAGCCCCCAUCGCGCACCCAGCACAGUACCCGCCGCAGCCGCCGCCGCACCACAACAAUGCCCAGAUGAUCCAGCAGCAGAGCGCCGAGCAGGCGAAGCGCGACCGCCUGCGUCGCAUGGCCAAGACGCCCACCAACAAGAACGUGCCCGAGGGUGUCGAGGACAUAUGCAUUGGCGACGGCGUCGCCCGCUACAAGGAGCUGCGCGACGUCGAGCGCACCCUCGACGCGACCAUGAUGCGCAAAAAGCUCGAGGCCUCCGACUCCGUUUACCACUCGCGCAGCGGACGCACCGGCACCAUGCGCAUCUGGAUCUCCAACACCGCCGAAAACCAGCCCUGGCAGAACAGCAGCAUGGACGCCGACGCCUUUGACUUCGAGAGCGACACGAAUGCGACGUAUCGCGUCAAGAUCCAGGGCCGCCUGCUUGACGAGAGCAGCGACGAGGGCCUGGAGGAGGACGACGACGAGAAGGAUCCGGAUGCGAUGGACGACGACGGCGCAGAGGGCGAGAAACAGGCAGACUCGGCGGACAAACCCAAGCCCUUCUCGCAGUUCUUUACAUCCGUGACCAUCGACUUCGACCGCGCCAGGAGCCUGCAGCCCGACAACUUCACGCAGAUCGAGUGGAAGCGGCCAGAGGGCGCCCAGCCGCAGGACAAUCCCUUCAGCCAGAUCGAGUUUGAGCGCAAGGGCGACGAAAACAUCAACAUCACUAUCAAUCUGCAGCGCCACCAAAACCCCGAGAUUUUCCGCCUGAGCAAGCCGAUGGCCGAGCUCUUGGACACCGACGAGGAGGAUCGCGCCGGCGUCCUGAUGGGCGUCUGGGAAUAUGCGCGCUCGCAGAACCUCCAGCAAGAUGACGACGAGCGCAAGUUUGCCUGUGACUCCAAGCUCAAGGCCCUCUUCAACGGCGCAGACUCAUUCUACUUCCCUAGCCUUCCGCAGCUCAUCAAGCCCCACCUCACCACCCUCCCUCCCGUGCAACUGCAGUACACCAUUCGUGUAGACAAGGAGUACCUCGCACCGUCUGCUGACUCCGGCAAGCAGCCCUCCGAGCCCACGAUUUACGACGUGCAGGUCGCCCUGGACGAUCCCCUCCAGCCACUCCUCCACAGCAUUCUCCGUUCCAAGCAGAGCACCGAGACGCUCCAGCAGAUCCACAACAUCGACGACCAGAUCGUGCUCCUCAUGAGCGCUCUCAGCAGAUCGAAGGCCAAGCACGCAUUCUGGACCAGCAUGGCUACGGAUCCUGUCGCAUUUGUCAAACGUUGGUUCUCAUCGCAGAAGCGGGACCUCGAAGUCAUCAUGGGCGAUGCUGCGCGCGGAGGCGGCGAGGAUGCCUCAGGCGAGGAAUGGAAGCGUGGGGGUGCAGAGAGCGUUUGGGGGACCGAGACCGCGAGGGAGAGCGUGGCGUUGUGGUUGGCACGCCAGAGCAUUCCAAAGGCGCAUUAGGAUGUUCCUCAGGGAGUAGCUUGAGCGCGGUGUGUUUGUGUACUAGUAUGGAUUGGAGUCUGGUGUUUGCAUUACAUUGCACAGGCCGAAGACAGGGCGUAUCGAGGUAUUUCGUGCAACUGAUACCAUUGUGCACGCAUUGAGCGGGCAGGAUUAGAGAAUGAUAUUUGAAAUCAUACUGCCAGCUGAACGUUGCCGUUGAAGGUGUUGGCGUCUCUGUUAUAGAGGUUGUCGGGUAGGGAUUGUGCACUGAGCAUUUCUUCUGGCCACACUGAAACUCGUG